Oldenlandia corymbosa var. corymbosa is the source of this 2186-nucleotide messenger RNA. Lineage: Eukaryota; Viridiplantae; Streptophyta; Magnoliopsida; Gentianales; Rubiaceae. The record is from the annotation of a GenBank genome assembly.
UACUAACUUAAAAACUCUCAACUUUCUCCCAUUAAUACUCUCUGCCAAGAUCAACUCUCUUCUCAAGCAGCUGUGAGAAACCCCAGAAAAAAAAGGGGGCCAAAAAAAAAUAAAGGGGCUGAUAAAAAUCUAGCAUAUAUACAAACAGACAAACUGAUCAGACUUCAGAAUCAAACCAAAAACCCACAAACACAAACCCCAUCUCCCCAACCCAAACAGUGCAUUAAGACCCUUUCUCUGUCUUUUCUGAUGAAAACAUGAUUCCAAUCUAAGCCCAAGCAUGUGCUUCUUCAAUGUUCUCUUUGCUUCUCUUCCCUGAAGAAAAAAGGAAGUAGGUGAGGAUAUGGCUAUAAGAAGAGACGUUAUGUUUCCUUAGCGGUUUCAUUCAUCACUGUCAAAGAAAACCCAAGAAAGAGAAAGAGAGUACUUUCUCAACCAAAAAAAAAAAAGGCUUUCUUUAAAGCUUUUCACUUCCGUUUCAGUUUAACAAAAUCGACCAUCAUCAGUACUGAUCCUCCUUAAUUAUAAGCAUUUCUUUUGGUACCUAUAAAUUCUAGCUCCAUCUAUCCAACUUUCUGCUUCUAUAUAAGGUUGAUUUUGGCUUUUAUCAUCAUUUAUAUAUUUAUGGCUUCAUCAAAUAGACACUGGCCAAGCAUGUUUAAGUCCAAGCCCUGCAAUUCUCAUCUCCAAUGGCAACAUGACAUCAACUCUUCCUUAGUCUCUUCAACUGGUUGCCAGAGAACACCCACUUAUGCUCCCUCAGGUUGCGAAGAGAGGAGUCCGGAGCCGAAGCCAAGAUGGAACCCAAGGCCGGAGCAGAUAAGGAUACUGGAAGCCAUAUUCAACUCAGGAAUGGUGAACCCUCCAAGAGAUGAAAUCAGGAAAAUCAGGGCUCAGUUACAAGAAUAUGGUCAAGUCGGAGAUGCCAAUGUUUUCUACUGGUUCCAGAACCGGAAAUCAAGAAGCAAACACAAGCAGCAGCGCCAACUUCAAAGCAACCUCAACAAGACUUCUUAUCUCAACAACAACAACAACAACAACAACAACAAAAAGACUGCACUGGUUUCCUCAUCUUCAUCAUCUUCUGAAAGAUCUUCCUCACAGAAUUCAUCCGCUGAUCAAAAGACCCUUUCUUUGGGAUCCAUCAAGAAUGCACAUCAUCAUGUCAUCAUGGAUCAUGCAUCCAGCAAUUCACCCACUGCUUCAGUCAACCAGCAGCAACCCUUCUUCCAACCUCAUCAAAUGACUGACUUCCUUUCAAUGCCCUUCUUCUUCCCGGUGCAUCACCCACCACCUUCAUCACCACCACCACCACCUCCUCCUCCGCCGGCGCCGCCCGUUUUAGGACCAGCUUCACCAUCUUCUGCUAGUUUGAGCACUCCAGGGUUUUGUUUCCAUGAUCAUAAUUUACCUGCUGCUCCUUCUGAUGACAAUAACAACACUAGCAUUCAUCCAAACUCUACUGCCAGUCUUCUGUUGAGUGAUUUGUUGCUGAUGAAUCAUGCACCAAACAGCAAGAAAUUUGAUGAUGAAAAGGUCAAGCUUCACCAGCCAGUGGAUAUUUACAGUACUGUGAAUACAGCUAUUUCAAGUGCUACUACUACCCAAAGUCAAACCUUGUGUUUUCCUGCUGCUUUAUCCACCAUUGAUCACAUUCAAGGAAUCGGUGAAGCGGGCGGGGUUGGACCAGCUGCUACUACUCACACAACAAAAUCGACGGUUUUCAUAAACGAUGUGGCGUUCGAGGUGACAACUGCACACAUUAACGUGAGGGAAGUAUUUGGUGACGAUGCAAUGCUUCUACACUCCACUGGUCAACCUGUUUUGACCGAUGAGUGGGGCCUCACCCUUCAGCCACUUCAGCAUGGUGCUUUCUACUACUUGAUUCGCACGUUAACUUCAUCGCCCCAUGACACCCCUCUUCAUGAUCUGAUUUAGGUGGCUUUUGAAGGAUGAAGAAAAGGGCUAAGCUAGCUGAUUGUGACUUCCAUUUUAGUAUAUUUACUUUGAUAUCUAUUUAGGUUCUAGUCAAUUAGGGUUUCAAGACUUUGUAGUCCAAUCUGGAGUUUGUUCCAAUUCAUGAAACGAUUGGAUAGCGUACUAAUUCAACAAGUACAAUGUUGACUUAUAAAAUUAUAUAUAUGUAAUCUUUGAUGGGAUAUUUGUGGUUUUUUUUUUCCCUUGCG